AAGCCUUUAAAUACCUAGCUGCCCACCCUCCAACCAGCCAGCUACAUCGAUAACCACAAGCCGCUUCAAGUACUCACCUCCUCCUCGCGAGAGUUUUUCCAACUCCACAAGCGCAGCAACGACAAGAGAAAGAGAGAAGCGAGAGCAAAUGGCGGGGAAGCAGCAACAGCAGCAGGGCGUGGUGGUCGCGGAGCCAAGCGUGGCGCGGCGGCUGUGGCGCGUGGUGCGCGCCGUGCUCUACAUGCUGCGCCGGGGCCUGCCGUCCGGGCGCAAGCUCACCAUGGACCUCCACCUCCUCCUCCACCGAGGCAAGAUGGCCGGCAAGGUCCUCAGAGACCUCCUCGCUUUCCACCACAGCCAUCAUCGCGCCGCCUUCUCCUCCUCCUCUGCCAACGCGGGGGGCGGGUCGUGCCGCACUCUGGACCCAAGCCUCGCGGUCCACGAGCCCUCGCGCGGCCGCCGCGAGGUUGAGUUCAGCUGCAGCACCACCCCCUUGGCCACCGGCGGCUCCGGACUCCACCUCCUCGGCGCCGGCAAAAGCCGCCGCCGCAACCACCACCACCGCGACGAUGCCUCGGCCGCCGCCGGCACCGGGUACCUGCACUACUACAACUACGACGCAGCCGACGUUGCCAGGGUGUUCGAGAUGCUCAACGACACCGACCACCUCUUCACCGACGAUGAGCCCCCGAUGAUGCCGGCCUCCUCCGCGACGCCGUCCCCCGCGCAGCUGCUGUGGGCGUCGUUCGGGCGCAGCCCCGCCGCGGCGACAGCGACGAGCAGGAAGCUGCGCAUCACCAACUCGCCGUUCCAGACCGCGGCCAGCAGGGGCGUCGACGACGCACAGGUGGACCGGCGGGCCGACGAGUUCAUCAGGCGCUUCUACGAGCAGCUCCGCGCGCAGAAGAGCGCUGCCUCCACGCCGAACUACUACGGCUACGCCCCCAGCCCGUACGCCAGCGGGCGCACGCCGCGGUCCCUCGCCGCUGGCAUCGCUUAACUGCUAGAACUCGAAUCAACCAGUGCAUGCUCACCGCGCGCGGCCGCCGUCUGGCCGGCCGAUGAGCAAAAGUCCUUUCUUUAGCCAUGCUGCAUGAGCCUCGUGUUCCCCCUACCCCUGCUUGUACACCACUGCAUGUUCUCUUCACGUGUUGCACGUAAUUAGCUUGCUCUUCUUUCCAUGUUGACA
Molecule: messenger RNA, 1189 nt
Organism: Phragmites australis (common reed)
Lineage: Eukaryota; Viridiplantae; Streptophyta; Magnoliopsida; Poales; Poaceae
Exons: 1
Coding region: 149-1000 (283 amino acids)
Source: RefSeq, a predicted model, not a curated record